This is a messenger RNA of Gigantopelta aegis, 1054 nucleotides long. RefSeq names its product myosin regulatory light chain 12A-like. Gene Ontology annotation, cellular component: cytoplasm; myosin II complex. Lineage: Eukaryota; Metazoa; Mollusca; Gastropoda; Neomphalida; Peltospiridae. The transcript has 4 exons. The record is from RefSeq and is a predicted model, not a curated record. The coding region runs from base 162 to 776 and encodes 204 amino acids. Gene Ontology annotation, molecular function: myosin heavy chain binding; calcium ion binding.
CACAGUGCUACCGUUCUAGUUUCAGGCGAUAUUUACUAUCAUCCAUUUGUAGAGGUAAUAAUGAAAAAUUAAACGUUUGUUUUGUUUAACGACACCACCAGAGCACAUUGAUUAAUUAAUCAUCGGCAGGAAACUCGUCGUCGUCGCUGACCACGUUGAAGAUGUCGAGCAUGAAGUCGAAGAAGAACAAGCGGACGAGGACACAGCGCUACACGUCCAACGUGUUCGCCAUGUUCAACCAGGCCCAGAUACAGGAGUUCAAGGAAGCGUUCAACAUGAUCGACCAGAACCGCGACGGUUUCGUGGACAAGGACGACCUGUUCGAGAUCUACACGUCUCUCGGCAAGAACCCCAGUGACGACGACCUCGAUUGCAUGCUCAACAUGGCGCCCGGCCCCAUCAACUUCACCAUGUUCCUCACGCUGUUCGGCGAGAAACUCAACGGAACGGACCCAGAGGAGGUCAUCCGGAACGCCUUCACGUGCUUCGACGAGCGCAAUAUGGGGUACAUUCCAGAGGAGUUUCUGAAGGAGUGUAUGAUGUCUAUGGGUGAGAGGUGGUCAGAGGAGAUGGUCGAUGACCUGUUCCACUGCGCCCCCAUCUCCGAGGGGCGCUUCGACUACAACGAGUUCACGCGGACCCUCAAACACGGGGCCAGGGACAAGGAUGACGGGGACACCAUGAAGGACUUGCUUCAAGGUCAGAUACCCACUCUAGCGCAGGAGCAGCCCGAGGACCAACCCGAUACUCAAGCUGGAAGCGAGGCUUGUGCUUAAUAGCUACUGGAUUCCGGGAUUUAGUUGCAUUGUGGGAUAUGGUUAAAGCUGGAUUAUGGGACGUGUGUUUUAAUUCAGGGUAUUGCAAUUUUUUUUUGUGGGGGUUUUCAGAACUAGUUUGUAUGUUGCAGCACUAUGAUUUAUUAAUCAUGUUAAAUUAAAAAGAAAAUGUCGAUAUUUUAAGUGUAUUGCCAAAUGAUGUAAUAAGUACCUAUAUGUAUUUUGUAUUGUGUUGUACCAUAAUGGUGACACAUUGCAUAUAUUUUGAUUGUCUUACC